CUUAAAAAAAUUGUAUUAUUUUUUUGAAAGUCAAAGUUACAGAGAAAGGAGACGCAGAGGCACAGAGAGAGAUCGAUCUUCCAUCUGCUGGUUCACUCUUCAGAUGGCCGCAAUGGAGGGAGCUGGGCCAGGCUGAAGCCAGGAGCCAGGAACUUCCUCCAGGAUGCAGGAGCCCAAUGACUUAGGCCAUGUUCUGCUGCUUUCUCUGGUGCAUUAGGAGGGAGCUGGAUUGGAAGUGGAACAGCUGGGACUUAACUGGCACCCAUGUGGACUUUACCUGCUAUGCCAUAGUGCCAGCCCCAAGUUUUGUUUUUAAGAUAUUAUGGUUAGAAAGUAGUGGGAAGUUGAUAACAAAUUAGCUGCUCAAAUGGAAUUUAUUUGAAAUGAAAAUGAUUACAAUUUUGUGUCAGGAAUGACUGUGACCUUUAGGUUUAAACUAUUGCUGUCGUCUUAGAAGAACUUGUUUGUUUGGGUCAAAUUUUUUUUUAAUAUUUGUUUAUUUAUUUGAAAGGCAGAGUUAGAGAGAGAGAGAGAGAGGUCUUCCAUCUGUUGGUUCACUCCCCAGAUGGCCGCAGUGGCUGGAGCUGUGUUGAUCUGAAGCCAGGAGCUUCUUCCAGGUCUCCCAUGAGGGUGCAGGGGUCCAAGGACCUGGGCCAUCUUCUACUGCUGUCCCAGGCCAUAACAGGGUUGGAAUGGAAAUGGAGCAGCCGGGACUCAAACCGGUGCCCAUAUGGAAUGCCGGCACUGCAGGCGGCAGCUUUACCCACUAUGCCACAGCACCGGCCCCUUUUAAUAUGUUUAAUGUUAUAAAUCCAGAAUCAUAUCUGAAAUCAUAGUACGUUUUACCAAGAAGAGGAUUUAGCUUGAUUGAUGUUUCCUGACUUUCUGUUUGUGUCUAAAGCAUUAGACUGUUUUGGUCAGAUUAUUUGAAAUUGGGUGUAGGUUGAGUUUGGCAAGGUUCAUUUUAAUCUUUUUUUAUUACUAUUUUGUAAAGAUUUUCUUUGAAAAGCAAAAGUUACACAGAGAGAGAGAGAGAGAAAGAUAGAGAUACCUUUCAUCCAUGAUUCACUUCCUAAAUGGCUGCAGUGGCUAGGGCGGGGACAGCCUGAAGCCAGGAGCUUCUGGGUCUCCCAUGUUGGUGCAGAGGCACAAGUACUUGGACCACCUUCCUCUGCGUUCCCAGGCACAUUAGCAGGGAGCUGGAUGGAAAUUGGAGCAGUGGAUACGAAACCCCGCCCAUAUGGGAUGCCGGUGUUGGCAGGUGGCGGCUUAACCCGCUAUGUCACAAUGCCUGCCUCGGCAAGGUUCAUUUUAUAGUGCCAGUCUGAGUGAUGAUUAGCAAACAGAACUGACAUCUUUUGCUACGCCUCCAAUGGAGCACACCUGCAAAUCUGACUUCUCAGGCUUCCCUUGACCCCUCCAAAAAAGGUACGUUCUAUGGAUGAACUGAAUCAUGAUUUUCAAGCACUUGCUCUGGAGGGAAGAGCGAUGGGAGAGACCUUAAGAGAUGAUUGUGUCUCCUGUGCCUGCCUAAUAUCAUUGAAACAGUGCACAUCAAUAAGCCUGGUAUGGUUAUCGAAUAAAAGACUUUGUACUUAAUUUCUGGACACCAUUUGAACAGAAAGCUAACAGAAAAGAACUUAUCCUUGGUAAUAGACAAAUUUAUAAACCUGAUGAAGGCAAUUUGGAAAGUACUCUUAUAUAUGGAGUGAUAAUGAAUCCUACCCUGUUCAUUGGAAGUAUAAUAAGCAGCUCUUGCCAGGUAAAAAGUUUUGGGAAACAGAUGAAUCCAGCAAAGAUGGACCAAAAGGAAUAUUCCUGGGUGAUCAAUGGCGAGACAGUGCCUGGGGAACAUCAGAUCAUUCAGUUUCCCAGCCAAUCAUGGUGCAGAGAAGACCUGGUCAGAAUUUCCAUGUGAACAGUGAGGUCAAUUCUGUACUGUCCCCACGAUCGGAGAGUGGGGGACUAGGCGUUAGCAUGGUGGAGUAUGUAUUGAGCUCAUCCCCGGGCGAUUCCUGUCUAAGAAAAGGAGGAUUUGGCCCAAGGGAUGCAGACAGUGAUGAAAACGACAAAGGUGAAAAGAAGAACAAGGGUACGUUUGAAGGAGAUAAGCUAGGAGAUUUGAAGGAGGAGGGUGAUGUGAUGGACAAGACCAAUGGUUUACCAGUACAGAAUGGGAUUGAUGCAGACGUCAAAGAUUUUAGCCGUACCCCUGGUAAUUGCCAGAACUCUGCUAAUGAAGUGGAUCUUCUGGGUCCAAACCAGAAUGGUUCUGAGGGCUUAGCCCAGCUGACCAGCACCAAUGGUGCCAAGCCUGUGGAGGAUUUCUCCAACAUGGAGUCCCAGAGUGUCCCCUUGGACCCCAUGGAACAUGUGGGCAUGGAGCCUCUUCAGUUUGAUUAUUCAGGCACGCAGGUACCUGUGGAUUCAGCAGCAGCAACUGUGGGACUUUUUGACUACAAUUCUCAACAACAGCUGUUCCAAAGACCUAAUGCACUUGCUGUCCAGCAGUUGACAGCUGCUCAGCAGCAGCAAUAUGCGCUCGCAGCGGCUCAUCAGCCUCACAUCGGUGUGUUUUCAGCAGGUUUAGCUCCCGCUGCAUUUGUCCCAAAUCCAUACAUCAUCAGUGCUGCUCCCCCAGGAACGGACCCCUACACCGCUGGAUUGGCUGCAGCAGCAACACUAGGCCCAGCUGUGGUCCCACACCAGUAUUAUGGAGUUACUCCCUGGGGAGUCUAUCCCGCCAGUCUUUUCCAGCAGCAAGCUGCUGCUGCUGCAGCAGCUACUAAUUCUGCUAAUCAGCAGACCACUCCACAGGCUCAGCAAGGACAGCAGCAGGUUCUCCGAGGAGGAGCCAGCCAGCGCCCUUUGACCCCAAAUCAAAACCAGCAGGGCCAACAAACAGAUCCGCUAGUGGCAGCUGCAGCAGUGAAUUCUGCCCUUGCGUUUGGACAAGGUCUGGCUGCAGGCAUGCCAGGUUAUCCAGUCUUGGCUCCAGCUGCUUACUAUGACCAAACUGGUGCCCUUGUGGUGAAUGCAGGGGCAAGAAAUGGUCUUGGAGCCCCUGUUCGACUUGUAGCUCCUGCGCCAGUCAUCAUUAGCUCUUCAGCUGCACAAGCAGCUGUUGCAGCGGCCGCAGCUUCAGCAAACGGAGCAGCCGGUGGUCUUGCUGGAACAACAAAUGGACCAUUUCGCCCUUUAGGAACCCAGCAGCCCCAGCCCCAGCCCCAGCAGCAGCCCAGUACCAACCUGGCCUCCAGCUCUUUCUAUGGCAACAACUCUCUGAGCAGCAGUUCACAGAGCAGCUCCCUCUUCUCCCAGGGCUCUGCCCAGCCUGCCAACACGUCUUUGGGAUUUGGAAGUAGCAGUUCUCUUGGUGCCACCCUGGGAUCAGCACUUGGAGGGUUUGGAACAGCAGUUGCAAACUCCAACACUGGCAGUGGCUCCCGCCGUGACUCCCUGACUGGCAGCAGUGACCUUUAUAAGAGGACAUCGAGCAGCUUGACCCCCAUUGGACACAGUUUUUAUAACGGCCUUAGCUUUUCCUCCUCUCCUGGACCCGUGGGCAUGCCUCUCCCUAGUCAGGGACCAGGACAUUCACAGACACCACCUCCUUCCCUCUCUUCACAUGGAUCCUCUUCAAGCUUAAACCUGGGAGGACUCACAAAUGGCAGUGGAAGAUACAUCUCUGCUGCCCCCGGCGCUGAAGCCAAGUACCGCAGCGCAAGCAGCGCUUCCAGCCUCUUCAGCCCCAGCAGCACCCUCUUUUCAUCCUCCCGGUUGCGGUAUGGGAUGUCUGACGUCAUGCCCUCUGGUAGGAGCAGGCUUUUGGAAGAUUUUCGAAAUAACCGCUACCCCAAUUUACAACUGCGGGAGAUUGCUGGACAUAUAAUGGAAUUUUCCCAAGACCAGCAUGGGUCCAGGUUCAUUCAGCUGAAGCUAGAACGUGCCACCACAGCAGAGCGCCAGCUUGUUUUCAAUGAAAUCCUCCAGGCUGCGUACCAACUGAUGGUGGAUGUGUUUGGGAAUUAUGUCAUUCAGAAGUUCUUUGAAUUUGGCAGCCAUGAACAGAAGCUGGCUUUGGCAGAACGCAUCCGAGGCCACGUCCUGUCCUUGGCACUACAGAUGUACGGCUGCCGAGUUAUCCAGAAAGCUCUUGAAUUUAUUCCCGCAGACCAGCAGGUAAUUAAUGAAAUGGUUCGGGAACUGGAUGGCCACGUCCUGAAGUGUGUCAAAGACCAGAAUGGCAACCACGUGGUUCAGAAAUGCAUUGAAUGCGUGCAGCCCCAGUCCUUACAGUUUAUCAUCGAUGCUUUUAAGGGACAGGUGUUUGCUUUGUCUACGCAUCCUUAUGGCUGCCGAGUGAUUCAGAGAAUUCUGGAGCACUGUCUCCCUGACCAGACACUGCCUAUCUUAGAGGAGCUGCACCAGCACACGGAGCAACUUGUCCAGGAUCAAUAUGGAAAUUAUGUAAUCCAACAUGUAUUGGAGCAUGGUCGUCCUGAGGAUAAAAGCAAAAUUGUAGCAGAAAUCCGAGGCAAUGUCCUUGUAUUGAGUCAGCACAAAUUUGCAAGCAACGUCGUAGAAAAGUGUGUCACUCACGCCUCACGGACAGAGCGUGCCGUGCUCAUCGAUGAGGUGUGCACCAUGAACGACGGUCCCCACAGUGCCUUAUACACCAUGAUGAAGGACCAGUAUGCCAACUAUGUGGUCCAGAAGAUGAUCGACGUGGCAGAACCAGGCCAGCGCAAGAUCGUCAUGCAUAAGAUCCGGCCCCACAUCGCCACCCUUCGCAAGUACACCUACGGCAAGCACAUUUUGGCCAAGCUGGAGAAAUACUACAUGAAGAAUGGUGUUGACUUGGGGCCCAUCUGUGGCCCCCCUAAUGGUAUUAUCUGAGGCACAGUACCCUCUCUCCCAUUCUCGUUGACCUCACUGGCCCGUUGGCAAAUCCAACCAGCAACCAGAAAUGUUCUAGAGUAGAAUCUGACGUGGGCGGACGGUUGCCCCGGGAUUGCUCCCUCCUCCAAACAGGAAUCAAAUCCACAAGUGGAAAAGCCUUUGUAAAUUUAAUUUUAUUACACAUAACAUGUACUAAUUAUUUUUUUUAAUUGACUGAUUGCCCUGCUGUUUUACUGGUGUAUAGGGUACUUGUACAUAGGUAACCAGUGUACAUGGAAGGCCGCCUAUUUUGUUCAAUGUUGUAUCUAUAUUCCCCAUGCGGAAACUUUCAGGGUGGUUGGUUUAACAAAAAAAAGUUUAAAAAAAAAAAAAAGUUUUUAACUCAUUUGCCUCAUCGGCAAGUUUUGCAAAUAGCUUCCCCAACUCCUCAUUUUAGUAAAAAACAAAAACAAACAAAAAAACCUGAAAAGUUUGAAUUUUAGUUACAUGAUCCCAAACUGGCAUUUAACACUGUUUAUAAAAAUAUACAUAUAUAUAUACAUAUAUCUAUAUGAUGAAAAGCAUUUCAGAGUUGCUAAAGCUUGGGUUGAUGACAGUGGGUUUCUGGAGCUUCUGAAAAUGGUCUCAGACAGGUGCUCUGGAAGUGCGGUGUGCGCUGUGAGGGAGGCGACGCCCAGCGCGGCCUCGUCGGCCCGCCGGGCUCGUGGGUUACUGCCUGUUGGGUUUUUUCUGUUAACACUGAAAGACAAAAUCUGAUUAUUUAGCAUGAGAAAAAAAAAUCCAACUCUGCUUUUGGUCUUGCUUCUAUAAAUAUAUAGUGUAUACUUGGUGUAGACUUUGCAUAUAUACAAAUUUGUAGUAUUUUCUUGUUUUGAUGUCUAAUCUGUAUCUAUAAUGUACCCUAGUAGUCGAACAUACUUUUGAUUGUACAAUUGUACAUUUGUAUACCUGUAAUGUAAAUGUGGAGAAGUUUGAAUCAACAUAAACACGUUUUUUGGUAAGAAAAGAGAAUUAGCCAGCCCUGUGCAUCCAGUGUAUAUUCAUACCUUUUAUGGUCGUAGCAUAUAGUGUUGUAUAUUGUAAAUUGUAAUUUCAACCAGAAGUAAAUUUUUUUUCUUUUGAAGGAAUAAAUGUUCUUUAUACAGCCUAGUCAAUGUUUAAAAAGAAAAGGAUAGCUUGGUUUUAUUUGUCAGUUAGUCAGACAGUAGAAAGAGCCUUUCUAAAUGUUAUUCGAGAUGGAUUUAGUUCACACUAGUGGUUUUUUUUUUUACCCUGAAAAGGUAAUGUUUUGCUUAUUUGGUGACAGUCAGAAGGAUGUGCAGAAGCUCAGCCCUGCCCCAGCCUUCCUUUCCUUCGGAGCCCCUCCCACCUUGUAAAGUGUGAAUUGCCCUCCCUUUUUGUACAGAAGAUGAACUGUAUUUUGCAUUUUGUCUACUUGUAAGUGAAUGUAACAUACUGUCAAUUUUCCUUGUUUGAAUAUAGAAUUGUAACACUACGCGGUGUACAUUUCCAGAGCCUUGUGUAUAUUUCCAAUGAACUUUUUUGCAAGCACACUUGUAACCAUAUGUGUAUAAUUAACAAACCUGUGUAUGCUUAUGCCUGGGCAACUAUUUUUUGUAACUCUUGUGUAGAUUGUCUCUAAACAACGUGUGAUCUUUAUUUUGAAAAAUACAGAACUUUGGAAUCUG
Messenger RNA from Oryctolagus cuniculus (rabbit), 6590 nucleotides. Lineage: Eukaryota; Metazoa; Chordata; Mammalia; Lagomorpha; Leporidae. The record is from RefSeq and is a predicted model, not a curated record.